Lipotes vexillifer (Yangtze River dolphin) is the source of this 2535-nucleotide messenger RNA. RefSeq names its product DAZ interacting zinc finger protein 1 like (gene DZIP1L). The record is from RefSeq and is a predicted model, not a curated record. The coding region runs from base 1 to 2535 and encodes 844 amino acids. Gene Ontology annotation, biological process: cilium assembly. The transcript is spliced from 17 exons. Gene Ontology annotation, cellular component: cytoplasm; ciliary basal body. NCBI's taxonomy places the organism in Eukaryota, Metazoa, Chordata, Mammalia, Artiodactyla, Lipotidae.
AUGAGUGUCAGGUGCUCCAACUGUGGCCUCCUACACUUCUGUCCACAGAUGGGAUGUGGGAAAAGAAGUCUGCUGAUAAUUCAAUCUGCAGAAAGUACGGCGUGCCUGCCCUCUGGGAUGUGUAGUUUCCAGGCCCUCUCUCAGUUCCUGUGCCUGCUGCCGUGGUCUUGGUGGCACCCUUCCCCAGUGGUCAGCCCAGGGCUCCCCCCGUCCAUGCAGUCCCACGCUACCACCGCCCAGGGCCUCAGCGACCCCCUCUUUGCGGCCUACACUCUCCCCACCUUCAAGUUCCAACCUCGCCAUGAGAGGAUGGACUGGAGGCGCAUUAGCGCCCUGGACGUGGACCGCGUGGCACGGGAGCUGGAUGUGGCCACCCUGCAGGAGAACAUCAUCAGCGUCACCUUCUGCAACCUGGACCGGGAGGUGUGCGGCAGCUGUGGGCAGCCCGUGGACCCAGCGCUGCUCAAGGUGCUGCGGCUGGCGCAGCUCAGCAUUGAGUACCUGCUGCACUGCCAGGACUGCCUGAGCACCAGCGUGGCCCAGCUGGAGGCGCGGCUGCAGGCCAGCCUGGGCCAGCAGGAGCGUGGCCAGCAGGAGCUGGGCCGCCAGGCUGACGAGCUCAGGGGCGUGCGGGAGGAGAGCCGCCGGCGGCGCAAGAUGAUCAGCGCCCUGCAGCAGCUGCUCCUGCAGACGGGCGUCCACAGCUACCAUGCGUGCCACCUGUGUGACAAGACCUUCAUGAACGCCACCUUUCUCCGGGGCCACAUCCAGCGCAGACAUACGGGCGUGGUGGAAGGUGUGGACCCCACAGGAAAGCAGAAGAAGCAGGAGCAGCCAGUGGAGGAGGUGUUGGAAGAGCUGUGGGCCAAGCUGAAGUGGACCCAAGGGGAGCUGGAAGCGCAGAGGGCAGCGGAGAGGCAGCGGCAGCUUCAGGAAGCAGAGAUCACUCGCCAGAGGGAAGCAGAAGCUAAGAAAGAAUUUGAUGAAUGGAAAGAAAAAGAGCGGGCCAAGCUAUAUGGGGAAAUAGACAAGCUCAAGAAAUUAUUUUGGGAUGAAUUUAAAAGUGUUUCCAACCAGAACUCUAUGCUAGAAGAGAAACUGCAGGCACUGCAGUCCCACAAGGUGAUGAAGUCCAACCUCGGGUCCCUGCAGGAUGAGGAACCCGAGGAACGACUCAGCCAGGCUCAGGAGCUCCGGGGCCUGAAGGAGAAGGUGGAGAUUCAGAAAACAGAAUGGAAGAGAAAAAUGAAGGGUUUGCAGGAAGAGCAUGCAGCUCAGAAGAGAGAGCUGCAGGAGCAGAACGAGAGGCUCCAGGCCUCCCUGUCUCAGGAUCAGAGGAAAGCAGCUAUCCAGGCCCAGCGCCAGAUCACUGCCCUUCGCGCCCAGCUCCAGGAACAAACCAGGCUCAUCGCCUCCCAGGAGGAGAUGAUCCAGACCAUGUCUCUCAGGAAGGUGGACGGGAUCCGCAAGGACCCGAAGGCUGUGGACACAGAGAACGACUCUUCCGAGGAAGAGCUGGAGGACUCCCGCAGUGGACAGCAGAAGGUGCUGGCAGCUCUCAGUCGAGACUCCACCUUGCUGAGGCAGUUCAGGCCAGUCCUGGAGGACACCCUGGAGGAGAAGCUGGAAAGCAUGGGGAUAAAGCGAGAUGCAAAGGGAAUCCCUGCUCACACCCUCCGACACCUGGAGUCCCUCCUGCGAGCCCAGCGGGAACAGAAGGCGGGGAGGUUUUCUGAAUUUCUGAGUCUGAGGGAGAAGCUCAUCAAGGAAGCCAGCAGCAGAGUGAAGGAGGAGAGACAGUGGAACAGGGCCCCAGUGUCCCAGCCAGACGGCGAGGCUCCAGUCAAAAGCCAGCACAGCACAGCGGUCACCAAAGAGGCCCAGCCAAAGGCCAGGACCCUGCACGUGGCACAGUCAUCCAAGCCGGCAGAGUCCCCUGUGUCACCUCUUCAGAGCCGCAGCAGCCACGGCCCGGGCCUGGCUCAGGGGCCCACCCCUACUCCUGGCUCCAGAGCGCCUGGACCCUCCAGCACCCUGCCUUACCUGGGGCCCGGGCUGAGCAGUACGCCCCCGUUCAGUUCUGAAGAGGCCUCGGAAGCAGAUGCCAGCUCUCAUGUGUCCCUCCAGCCCCCGAGAGUUCCUUCGAGGAUGGGGCCCUGGCCGCAGGAUGACUCGGACUGGUCUGACACCGAGACCUCGGAGGGGAGCGCCCAGACGCCUGGCAAGAGCUCAGGAACACUGGUGCGGUCGAUGGCCAGAAAUCAUGAGAAGCAGCUGGAGGCUUUGGCCAAGAAGCCUGCUGGAGAGGUCAGUCUGUUCUGCAAGCCCAAUGCCGGGUCACAGAGGGCUGCUGUGCCAGGAGGGAAGCCCCAGCUUUCUGAAGAUGAGAGUGACUUGGAGAUCUCUUCCUUGGAAGAUCUCGCCCAGGACCUGAUCCAGAGAGAGAAACCAAAGCCCUUGUCUCGCUCGAAGCUCCCAGAGAAGAUUGGUGCCAGCUCCUGGAGCCCUGGUCAGCCCAGGGCCCCUGGCUGGUGA